CUGUACUGGCGUGUUCGUGGAGACUGGGAACUCGGCCACCAUGCACUUAAUUGUUUAGUACAACUAGCCUCUCUUAACGGAGCUGUUCUCAUCAAUAGACAAGUGCGAAUAAAGUACCUUACACAAUAUUUACAAUGUCUUUUCUCCCUUCUCUCAAGCACUCAGAUUAAUGAAUUGGAAGCCUUAGGGAUCAGCAAUAUCUUCCGAAAACUAUUGCUGUUCUUCCCACCGUCAGUUUUAGUGGCUUUACCAGAGGAGAUGCUUCGCCAACUUGUAGAGAACCUGACAGCGUUGACCUGCAAGUUUGCUCAAGGUGCUGCACAGGAAGAAAUGGUGGAUCAUGAAGACCAACUCUAUAUGGAAGCCUUUGAACAAAUGCUGCAGUCCUGGGCUUGUAUCUUGCAAGAAGGUAGUAGUUGUAACAGUUCUCAGGUCAAACAGAGUGCCACUCUUAUAUUUGAUACAUACCUCAAGUGUCAUUUAGCACCUCCUGAAGGCUCACGAGUACCGAUUGAUGCUGAUGAAAUCUCAGAAACUGUUCAAGCUGACAGAGUAGCCUUUAAGGAACAGUUAGUGUUGAUUGGACUUUGUGGGAGACAGGCUCCGGAACACAGUGUACCUUUGUUGACACAGUUAUUGGAAGAUCGUAUUAGCCGUAUGCGAACGCAGCUCACUCACAUUCUAAGCAACAACCUUACUAUAGCUGAAAAUUCUCAGCUGGACCAACUUUAUGAAGACAUUCAUUGGCUUCUUCUUAUAGCAGGUUAGCAUCAUUACACAAUGGAUAAUGAAGGAGAAACACUCAUUUACCGGCCAGAAAUGGUUACUUACAGUAUCAAUGCUGCUGCAACUGUCAACUUAGAAGCUACAACUCCGACUCUUACAGCACCUGCACAGAUGCCAGAUGUGCCAAAUAGUCUGGCAGCAGAUCCCCUUAUUAGGUUAAUGAGCACUGUGAAUGCGGCUAUGUUUGUGGAGACAGGAAUCCCAGGCACUAAAGCAAAUUUUAGGUCAUUUCUAAGUCCAGAAGUUUCGUCAUCAUUAAUGUGGUUUCUUAGACGGUUCUGCCUUUCCUAUCUUCUUCCAAAUGAAUCAUUCUACACAGAGCUGAGUGUAGCAUUGACGUCAGCAUUUGGGCGUGAUUCAGAGGGAGCAGCUUGGACUCUCAACUACUUACUGUCUGUUGUAGAACAGACAUUGAGACUUCGCAGUUCUGAACCUGGUCUAGUCGAAGAUACAGUUAAUCUCUUGGUUACAAUGGUUGAUAGUAAGGAGAGAGGACAGCAUCUUGUGAAGACUGAGGGUCUCAUGGAAUUAGUAAAACUUCAGCAGAGCGGAACUCUCAGUGCACUUUCUUCACUUGCUCAAAGAGGUCUUAUGCAGGGUUUAGUUAUGUGUGCAGCUGCACUUGGAGAUACAGAUGCACGUACACAAUUCUGGACACAUGUACUGGACCCUCCAGUGACGUCAUUCAAGCAGUUAAUGUCAACUGAAACUUUUACAAAGCAAUAUCAACAAGAAGAUAUGAAAAAGCAAAUCCUCUACCAUAUUGACAACUUCAUAGGUGGUGUGCAAGGAUGUUUAAUGCCUACUGCUCAGUGUCUGUUUACACGUUUAGUUGGUAUUCUUGGAGACAGUGUUCGACUUCUUGACUUAUAUCACAACUACCCAACUGUGGUCGAGACUGUGCUGGAGCUUUUUGUAGAGUGUGGUCGACGGAUGUUAUGUUACCUCACACCGAGUGCAAGCAAGCAGUUGUAUGAAGCAUCAGUACAUUUGGUUGGUACUUACGCCAAGCACAACAUAGGACGAAGAACGCUGGAAUCCCGUGGUGAAGAAGACCAGUGGAGAGAUCUUCAAUUGCUCAUGGAACUUCUUACAUCACUUCUCUCAAAGGAUUUCAUUGACCUUGCCCCAUCUGGUCAUGGUGAAGAUCAAGAAGUUGUAGCUGCUGCUGAUGUUUGCUUAUUUGGCCUCAAUAUAAUUAUGCCUCUUAUGUCCCGUGAGCUUCUGCGAUUACCAGCACUUUGCUCACAUUACUUUAAGAUGGUCACCUUUAUUGCUGAGAUAUAUCCCAGUAAAGUGUGCCAACUACCGGAGGAUCUCAUGAAGAAUUUGCUGGCAUCUAUAGAAUUAGGUUUAACAAGCUUUGGAGCUGAUGUUGGAACACUCUCCUUUGAUUUCUUGGUUGUUUUGGGCUCCUACAUCCAUAAGAAUUGUGGUCCUGAAUUACCAGCAAGACUAGGUCUUAGACCAUUUUUAAAGCUCGUACUUGACCUGAUAUUGUCACAACAAAUAAACUCCGACUUACUACAGUCAGCGUCUGCAGCGCUUUAUACACUCAUAUGUUGUUUCCAGGCUGAGUAUCAAGAGCUGGUGCAAUCUUUACUUCACAGUCAGACUGACCAGACAACAGGGCAGCGUUUGGCAGAAUCUUUUACUCAGUUGACUACUAAUGUUGAGCUUACUGCUGACCGCAUGAACCGUGUCAAGUUCAGGGAUAACUUUGAAAGAUUCAUUGCUAAUGUUAGAGGCUUUCUUUUCGUUAAAUAAAAUGCACACUAAAUUUCAUUUAGGAGACUUGUAAAUAUUCUUAAUAAAUUAUGAAAGUUCAUGACUUAGGUAAGUUCAUGGAAUAUUAAAUUUUAUUUUAUUUACAAAAAAUGAAUCUCUUUGUUGUUUUUUAAUUCAGAAUUUUCAGGAGCUGUGAUGUACCACAAGUAAACAGUGUAAUGAUGAGCUUCACAAAUAUGUAUAUAGAAUAGAGGGACUAGAAGUAGUCACAUGUGGUACUACUAUUGUUAAGGAGAUUAAGAGCCUCUUGAGGCUCACAUACCUAAAUGAAAGUCCAAUCAUAUGCUCCCUUCUGAUGUAUGAAAGGUUUUCCAGGUGUCAUUAACCCUUAUACAACUAGCCCACAAAUUGGCAGUAGAGAAUAGACAGUGUUGCAAUCAGUCUUGCACUGUUAUCAGAUUACAAGUGAAAAGAGAGAGAGAGAGAGAAAGCCAGAUGCUAGGUCAGGACAAGUUACUCGUGCUUGCUACACGAUGCACUCCAACAUUGUCCAGUUUCUAGUGCCAGUUUGGAGGCCAGUUAGGCAGUGUUCCAGCCACACUGUUGUGACUUUUGUCUGUGUUCCUUGUCAACAUUGUCUAGAAAUUAAUGCUGCAAGAAAGCUGAAUCAACUGAUGAAAAACAUAAGGCUACUGUACUCUCACUUUAUAAAACAUGAAGAAACACACACACACACACACACACACACACACACACACACACACACACACACACACACACACAC
This is a messenger RNA of Cherax quadricarinatus, 3298 nucleotides long. The record is from RefSeq and is a predicted model, not a curated record. NCBI's taxonomy places the organism in Eukaryota, Metazoa, Arthropoda, Malacostraca, Decapoda, Parastacidae.